Xylona heveae TC161 is the source of this 895-nucleotide messenger RNA. RefSeq lists its product as hypothetical. The record is from RefSeq and is a predicted model, not a curated record. Lineage: Eukaryota; Fungi; Ascomycota; Xylonomycetes; Xylonales; Xylonaceae. The transcript is spliced from 2 exons. The coding region runs from base 229 to 813 and encodes 194 amino acids.
GACUACGGGCCGCCCCCAGUGACGGCACGUAUGCCGGAACCUUAUGCUGAGCCUUAUGGAGAUCCAUAUGGCGUGCCGCCUCCUCCCACAGGAGCUUAUCGAGGUGCUGACAGUAUGGUUUAGCGACCCCUCGCGCGUCGUCUCACGUCUCGCUGUCUCCAGUGCAGCCUCAACCUGCUAAAACUGUUCAAUUCGAUUUGACCGAACACGGCUCGGAGGCUGGAUAUCAUGAGCCUCCCGAGUAUGCUGCCGGUCCUUUUACUUCUUCUGAUCCACGUAAUAAUAUUCAAAAUGAUCUUUACACGAACGAUUACAAUAAUGACGAACACGACUACGAUUCCCGACACGAUGAUGAUGCACGUCGUCACAGCCACAAAAGUCGGGAAGGCCGCGAACGUCGACGAAGACGAUACCGUCCACGCGUUGAUGGGUCUGAAGCUGAUCCUGAUGGUACUGCACCUGCUGCUGCUGCUGCUUCUCCUGGCUCGUCCAAGAAUAGCCGUCAUCAUCGCCACCACCACCACCGUGAUCGUGAUGGUGAUCGUGGUCAUCGCGGACACCACAGCGACGAUGACUAUACGUCUCGAAGAAAGAAAAAACACAGCAGUCGUCCACAUGCGCAUGGACGCACGUCCCGCACACAUUCUGACACAGACUCCAUUUCAUCAAAUGACACGAUCGAAAUGCCUGAUCGCUUUGACAAGGACGGGCACAAGGUGCACGAAACGGGAGAUGAUCCGCUCGCCGAUCGAUUACAAGACUUGCUCAGUGGCCACGGCGGCAGUGGCGGUGGUGGGUUCGGCGGCCUUUUGAAGAGUCUUGCUGGGGAAUUUAUCGGUUGAUUUGACACGGUGUUUGGGUGGUGGAGUGGAGGUAGGGGGGAAGGGUUUAGUGA